Messenger RNA from Lepidothrix coronata (blue-crowned manakin), 468 nucleotides. RefSeq names its product scale keratin-like. Bases 1 to 468 code for a protein of 155 amino acids. Gene Ontology annotation, cellular component: intermediate filament. Gene Ontology annotation, molecular function: structural constituent of cytoskeleton. The transcript is spliced from 2 exons. Lineage: Eukaryota; Metazoa; Chordata; Aves; Passeriformes; Pipridae. The record is from RefSeq and is a predicted model, not a curated record.
AUGUCCUGCUCUGACCUGUACCCCAGCUCUGCCUGCGGCGUCCUGCGCCCCCAGCCCCUGGCUGACAGCGGGAAUGAGCCCUGUGUGCGCCAGUGCCCCGACUCCACCACCCUGAUCCAGCCACCCCCUGUGGUUGUCACCUUCCCUGGGCCCAUCCUCAGCUCCUUCCCUCAGGAUUCCGUCGUGGGAUCCGCUGGAGCCCCCGUUCUUGGGGGCUAUGGGGGCUCCCUGGGCUAUGGGGGCUAUGGAUCCCUGGGCUAUGGGGGCUAUGGGGGCUAUGGAUCCCUGGGCUAUGGGGGCUAUGGGGGCUAUGGAUCUGGAUCCCUGGGCUAUGGGGGGCUGUGGGGCUGUGGGGGCUCCUCCCUGGGCUCCCGAGGUCUGUGGGGCUCUGGCAGAUCCUAUGGCUCCUGCAGCCCCUACUCCUACAGGUCCAGCAGGUACAGCCGUGGCAGCUUCGGGCCCUGCUGA